GCCCCCGGGUUUUAUCAGCGUCGUUCGCGCCGCCACGGCGGCCUCGUUGGUUCCCCGUCCCCAGUCCACCCGUCCUCGUCCUCCCCGUGCGCGUGCGGGGGGGCAGCGGCGGCGAUUCCCGCGAUCCGGCCCCCGGAGGUCCAAAUUGGAUAUAUUGAUGCUGUAUUGUGACAGGCGGCGCCCUUGCUUGGCGGCAUUUGUGUCUUGUUCAUCUUUAGGACUUCUGUACAGCUUUUAGCCUUCUGCUUGGAGAGGAGAAUCUAGCAACAAUGUCUUCUCUUCAGUUGUUGAAACUAACAGAGCAAGGCCGGAACCUUUUGUCUUCAAGAAGGAAAACACUUGUAAUUGUUUCUGGUGCACUACUUGCCGGUGGAACUUUAACAUAUGCCCAGUCAUGUCGACGGAAGAAAUACCGGGAAGAAAAUUCUCGUGGUGACGCAAGUACACAUACCAGGAAUAAAGAGAGCAAUGGUCAAAAUGGUGUUGAUGGCAAAUUGGUAAAACCAAGGAAGAAGAAAAAUCUAUUGAAAUCCUUACAUUUUCUGGCUGCUAUUUUACUUAAGAAGAUUGGCCCGAGCGGAACAAAUUACCUUCUUGGCUUGAUGUUAACAGCAGUGAUACGUACAGCCAUCGGCCACAGAUUAGCAAAAGUUCAAGGGUAUUUGUUCAGAUCUGCGUUUCUUCGGCGUGUUCCGACCUUCAUGCGCCUAAUUAUUGAAAAUCUUCUUUUAUGCUUCCUUCAGUCCACAGUAUAUCAGACCUCAAAGUACUUGACAGGAUCUUUAGGCUUGCGCUUCAAGAAAAUUUUGACAGAUCUCAUCCAUGCUGAUUACUUUGAGAAUAUGGUUUACUACAAGAUCUCACAUGUAGAUCAUCGGAUCUCAAACCCAGAGCAAAGGAUUGCUAGUGAUAUUCCAAAGUUCUGCUCAGAACUAAGUGAACUCGUACAGGAUGAUCUGAUUGCAGUUGCAGAUGGGUUAAUAUACAUCUGGCGCCUCUGCUCUUAUGCAAGUCCAAAAUAUGUCCUCUGGAUUCUGGCGUAUGUACUUGGUGCUGGUGGUACAAUUAGAAAAUUUUCUCCUUCUUUUGGAAAGUUGAAAUCCACAGAACAACAGUUAGAAGGAGAGUAUCGGCAGGUUCAUUCACGAUUGAGAACCCAUGCCGAGAGUGUGGCAUUUUAUGGUGGUGAGAACAGAGAAGCAUCACACAUCAUGCAGCGGUUCCAGGCUCUUGUGCGGCACUUGAAUGUUGUUCUUCAUGAGAACUGGUGGUUUGGCAUGAUUCAAGAUUUUCUUCUGAAGUAUCUUGGUGCCACUGUGGGAGUCAUCUUGAUUGUUGAACCUUUCUUUGCGGGAAAUCUUAAACCGGAUACAUCUACUUUAGGACGGGCAGAGAUGUUGAGCAAUCUUCGAUAUCACACAAGUGUGAUAAUAUCAUUAUUUCAGUCUCUUGGUACCCUUUCUAUCAGUUCAAGGCGUUUAAAUCUUCUCAGUGGCUAUGCAGACCGUAUCCAUGAGUUACUGGAAGUUUCACGUGAUCUAUCUGGGGUUCGUGAUAGAUCAAUUAGUCAAAAUUCUUCUGUCAGAAACUAUAUUAGUGAGGCAAACUAUAUUGAAUUUUCAGGUGUUAAGGUGGUUACACCCUCUGGGAAUGUCUUGGUUGAUGAUUUAACUCUUCGGGUUGAAUCGGGUUCUAAUCUUUUGAUCACUGGCCCCAACGGUAGUGGAAAAAGUUCCCUUUUCCGCGUUCUUGGGGGUCUGUGGCCACUUGUGUCUGGCCACAUUGUCAAACCUGGUGUUGGUUCUAAUCUUAACAAGGAAAUCUUCUACGUCCCACAGCGACCAUAUACGGCUGUCGGAACACUUCGCGACCAGCUAAUCUAUCCACUUACGGCAGAUCAGGAAACUGAACCACUAAGUUACAGUGGUAUGGUGGAUCUUCUAAAGAAUGUUGAUCUAGAAUACUUGCUAGAACGCUACCCUCUCGAUAAGGAAGUUAACUGGGGUGAUGAAUUGUCUCUUGGUGAGCAACAAAGAUUGGGAAUGGCCAGAUUGUUCUACCAUAAGCCAAAGUUUGCCAUCCUGGAUGAGUGUACUAGUGCUGUGACAACUGAUAUGGAAGAACGUUUCUGCAAUAGGGUUCGAGCAAUGGGCACAUCGUGCAUAACAAUAUCUCAUCGUCCAGCAUUAGUUGCAUUUCAUGAUAUUGUUUUGUCCUUGGAUGGUGAAGGAGGGUGGAAAGUUCAAGAUAACAGAAAUGGCUCCUUCCUUCCUACUGAAUCAGAGUUUGAUGUAUUGAAGUCAUCAGAAACUGAUCGUAAAUCUGAUGCACUUGCUGUUCAAAGGGCUUUUAGGGCCAAUACAAAGGACAAUGCUUUUUCCGGUUCGAAGGAACAUUCUUAUUCAACACAGGUCAUAGCUACUUCCCCCAAUAUGGAAAUAGAACCCACAGAACAACCGCGUCUGAUCCCACAGUUACAGUGCUCACCAAGACCUUUGCCUGUCAGAGCAGCUGCUAUGUCUAAAAUAUUGGUUCCUAAAAUAAUUGAUAAGCAAGGGGGACAAUUGCUUGCAGUGGCACUACUUGUGCUUUCUCGAACUUGGAUAUCAGAUCGUAUAGCUUCGCUCAAUGGGACUAGUGUUAAGUAUGUCCUGGAGCAGGACAAGGCUGCCUUCCUUCGGUUGAUUGGAGUCAGUGUUAUGCAAAGUGCUGCAAAUUCAAUUGUAGCACCGUCAUUGAGAAACCUUACUUCAAGGAUAGCUCUUGGAUGGCGAAUUCGCAUGACCAACCAUCUACUUGCGUAUUACUUGAAAAGAAAUGCUUUUUACAAGGUAUUUAACAUGUCAGGCAUGAAUAUUGAUGCAGACCAAAGAAUAACACGUGACGUGGAGAAGUUGACCAAUGAUCUUGCCGGCUUAGUUACUGGAAUGGUGAAACCACUAGUUGACAUUCUCUGGUUUACAUGGAGAAUGAAGCUUUUGUCUGGGAGAAGAGGAGUUGCUAUUUUGUAUGCAUACAUGUUGCUAGGGCUUGGUUUUCUAAGAGCCGUUUCGCCUGACUUCGGUGAUCUUGCAAACCAAGAACAAGAACUUGAAGGUUCCUUCAGGUUCAUGCACUCAAGACUGCGGACACAUGCCGAGUCAAUUGCUUUCUUUGGUGGUGGGUCAAGGGAAAGAGCUAUGGUUGAAGCUAGAUUCACAACACUGCUUAACCACUCGAAGGUUCUUUUGAGAAAAAAAUGGCUUUAUGGCAUUUUUGAUGAUUUCGUGACGAAGCAGCUGCCUCACAAUGUGACAUGGGGACUGAGUAUGUUAUAUGCUUUGGAACACAAGGGGGACAGAGCUUUGACUUCAACUCAAGGAGAGUUAGCACAUGCGCUGCGGUUCUUGGCGUCUGUUGUGUCACAAAGCUUUAUAGCUUUUGGUGACAUUCUGGAGUUGCAUAAAAAAUUCCUUGAACUUUCUGGUGGUAUCAAUAGGAUCUUUGAACUCGAGGAGCUUCUACAUGCAUCCCAAAGCAAUGCUGCCAUGCCCUCGAAUGCUAGCAGUGUGGCAUCUGAAGAAAUUAUUUCAUUCCGGGAUGUGGAUAUUGUGACGCCAUCGCAAAAGCUAUUGGCUAGCCAAUUGUCUUGUGAUGUAUCUCAAGGAAAAAGUCUUCUUGUGACUGGUCCAAAUGGCAGUGGCAAAAGUUCCAUUUUUAGGGUGCUCCGAGGUUUGUGGCCCAUAGCUUCUGGAAGACUUGCCAUGCCUUCUGAAGGGAUAUUCCAUGUUUCUCAGCGUCCAUAUACUUGUCUUGGAACCUUGAGGGAUCAGAUCAUAUAUCCCCUCUCUCGCGAGGAGGCAGAGUUGAAGAUGGUUUCGUUGGUCAAAACAAGUGACAGGUUUACCACUUCCGGGUCGCUGGAUGAUCACCUAAAGACAAUUCUAGAGAAUGUUCGCUUGGUCUAUCUUCUCGAAAGAGAAGGUUGGGAUGCUACUCCUAAUUGGGAAGAUAUUUUAUCCUUGGGAGAACAGCAGAGACUGGGCAUGGCUCGCUUGUUCUUCCACUGCCCUAAAUUUGGUAUCCUUGAUGAGUGCACCAAUGCUACAAGUGUCGACGUCGAGGAGCAUUUGUACAGACUGGCGACUGACAUGGGUAUAACUGUGGUCACCUCCUCACAAAGGCCUGCUUUGAUACCCUUCCAUUCAUCAGAACUGAAACUCAUCGACGGCGAAGGGAAGUGGGAGCUAUGUGCAAUCAACCAGUAUCUCGGCUUGCUCGAUGCGUCGCCGCCGCGGAGUCUUCCUCCUUCCUUGCCGGCGCCGGCGACGAUGGAGCUCCUCGGCGGCGAUCUCCCCCUCGUUCGGCUCGUCCGGGAGAAGAGCAGCGAAGGCUUGGGCGCGACGAGCAUGGAGGCUGCUGCUUCCAUGAGAGAGGCGCAAGGGCAGCAGCAAGCAAUUUCUGUGGCCUUCCUUUUCUCCUUGUUGUCUGUCUUCAGUAUUCAUCAGAGGAUAAGGCGAAGAAGACGAGAAGAGCCGGGAAUGUUUUUUCUCUCCUGGGUUGGGCUGUUUCUUUCUACUGGGCCUCCAGUUGACGGGCUACAAAGCCCAGUUAUUAAGUCCAGUCAAAUGUGUAAAACCCUAUGGCCCAGAAAGAACAGACCGAGCAGAACUAUUCCCUUCUCCACGGCAGCCGCUGCCUGCUGCCUGCUGCUGCUGCUUCCCUCCUCCCCGCCGGCGGCGUCCCCUAUUCCCCUGUUCCUCGCAUCUCGCGGCGGCGCGGCGAUGCUACGGCUGCGCUCCUCCGCUCGCUUGCUCAGGAAGCUAUGCGAGGCCUCGUCGUCGCGGGGGGCGCACGGGCGGUCGCGCGAGGUGCAAGGGGCAACGCCGCCGGUGACGAGGUGGCUCUCCGGCGCCGCCGCCGCCGCGCGCUCGACCUCGCUGCUGCGGCCUCUGCCGGGGCUGGAGCUCCCGCCGAGCCUCCCCGACCAGCUCCACCGCCUCCCCACCCGCGUCACCACGCUCCCCAACGGCGUCCGCGUCGCCUCCGAGGACAUCCCGGGGCCGUCGGCGUGCGUGGGGGUGUUCGUGGCGUCCGGGUCGAUCCAUGAGGCGGGGGAGACGACCGGCGUGACGCACUUGCUGGAGAAGCUGGCGUUCAAGGACACGGCGCACCGGAGCCACCUGCAGAUCGUGCAGGAGGUGGAGGCCACAGGGGGCAACAUUGGCGCGUCCGCGUCGAGGGAGCAGAUGGUGUACAGCUACGACACACUCAAGGCCUACAUCCCGCAGGCCGUCGAGGUGCUCCUCGACUGUGUCCGCAACCCGCUCUUCCUCCAGGACGAAGUCGACCGGCAGCUGGCCCUUGCUCGAGAAGAAGUGCAGGAGGUGCAGAAGAACCCUGAGAAGCUUCUCCAGGAAGCACUUAACCUUGUUGGAUACAAGGGUGCUUUCGCAAACCCGCUAGUAGCUCCUGAGGAGGCUCUUGAGAGAAUCAAUGGCGAUAUUAUUCAAAAGUUCUAUCAUGAAAACUACACUGCUGAUCGUUUGGUUCUAGCAGCGUCAGGCGUUGAUCAUCAACACUUGUUAGACGUUGCAGAACCUUUGUUGUCUGAUUGGCACAAGGGGUCCCCUAUGGAGAGACCAAAAUCAACGUAUACAGGUGGUGAUUUCAGGCACACAGCAGAAUCAGAUAUGACACAUGUUGCAUUGGCUUUUGAAGUUCCAGGAGGCUGGCUUGAAGAGAGAAAUGCUACAAUUAUGACAGUCAUACAGACCUUGAUGGGUGGUGGUGGCUCAUUCUCCUCUGGUGGUCCUGGAAAAGGGAUGCAUUCACGGCUCUAUCUGCGAGUCCUAACUAAAUAUCACGCAGUCCAAGCAUUUUCAGCAUUUAGUAAUGUAUAUGACGACAGUGGCCUCUUUGGUAUCUACUUGACAACGCCACCAGAUUUUGUUGGAAAGGCCGUUGAGGUCGCAAUGCAGGAGUUGAUUGCUAUUGCAACGCCUGGAAAAGUUACGGAGGUUGAACUGACACGUGCGAAGAACUCAACGAUUUCAUCCGUGUUAAUGAAUCUUGAAUCCAGGGUAAUUGUGGCAGAAGACAUAGGGAGGCAGCUUUUGACUUAUGGUUGCAGAAAGCCUAUUGAUCAUUUUCUUCAAUGGAUGGAUGAAAUUACCCUAGACGAUGUUACAGCGUUUGCCCAGAAGAUGUUAUCUUCGCAACCCACAAUGGCUAGCUGGGGAGACGUUAAUGAAGUUCCUCCAUAUGAAUUCGUUAGCAAGCGGUUCCAAAUGUUCCGGUAGCACCCUGACACAAAGAACUCCGGUGGACACCAAGACGUGCCGCUCUCCUCAAUUUCAGUUGUCCCUGUAUUUAGGGCGCUGUGCUAGACUUCUUUCUUUUUUUAUUCCUUAGGUUAGAUUCUUAGCAGCUAAGUUCAAACAGCAUAUGCAAAUGAACUGUUCAAGGUAGACAGAAACACAAUUUUUCAAAUUUUAUAUGCAAAUUUUGCCUGCUGGUCCAGAUUUGUUGUU
This is a messenger RNA of Brachypodium distachyon (stiff brome), 6512 nucleotides long. Its product is annotated as ABC transporter D family member 1. The record is from RefSeq and is a predicted model, not a curated record. Lineage: Eukaryota; Viridiplantae; Streptophyta; Magnoliopsida; Poales; Poaceae. Gene Ontology annotation, biological process: peroxisome organization; very long-chain fatty acid catabolic process; long-chain fatty acid import into peroxisome. Gene Ontology annotation, molecular function: long-chain fatty acid transmembrane transporter activity; ATP binding; ABC-type transporter activity. The transcript is spliced from 39 exons. The coding region runs from base 270 to 6281 and encodes 2003 amino acids. Gene Ontology annotation, cellular component: peroxisomal membrane.